CGCCCAUUUAGCUGCUGUUCCUCGCAUUUUCUUACCUUUCCAGUUUCCAGUCGUCUCGCGUAGCCAGCUUUCUAGUGGUGGGGUCUACCUAAAGUUUAAUGUCCUCUUGUUGCCAGAGACUAUCACAAGUCGUUCCUUUGGACCAAUCCAGUAUUGCUACCAUGGCAACAGAUCAGCCAAUCACCUUUUCAGUAUCACUUGAUCAGUCUCAUCAUCAGAUGAUAAUGGAUGAAAGAGCUGAUGGGUUUACGUCGAAUCAUGAAGACUAUGAAUUCUUUCAGUCAAUUGGUAUUGGUUGUUAUGGUAUUGCUAAUAUUCAAUUAUCGAGACACAAACCAACCAACAGGAUCAUUGUCGUCAGACAGUUUGAUUUGGAGUCUCUUGAUACAGACAAACUAGAAGAAGUACAAAAUGAAAUGAAAUAUUCAUCUUUACUGUCUCAUCCUAACAUUCUCUCCUACCAUUGCUCCUUUGUCUCAGAUACAUUACUGUGGGCCAUCCAGCCACUAAUGCACUAUGGAUCAUGUGCUGAUUUAAUGCAUUCUGCUCAAUCAUUUUGCAAUGGGUUUCGUGAGAACGUCAUCGUACUGGUUAUUUAUGUUAGAGCCAAACAUUUCCGGAUACACGAGGGUGGAAGGGUUAAACUCUCCGGUAUCAGAAACCUUACCUCUACCAUGGACAGUGGAGCAAGGAAAAGAGCUUUGCAUGGUCAUUUCCAGUCAACUGGUGACAACAUUUGCUGGCUUGCUCCAGAAGUACUGGCCCAGGAUUUGUUUGGAUAUACUUAUAAAUCGGACAUAUACAGUAUUGGAAUCGCGGCCCUUGAAUUGGCUACAGGGGAAGCCCCGUUUGCUGGCCUACCACUAACUGAAAUAAUGAUGCUGAAAUUACGGGGGCAUCCUCCAAUGCUGAUGAGAAGACAUGAAAACGUCGACCCCAUUCAAGACUACUCAAAAACAUUUUUUAAAGUUGUGGAUAUGUGUGUCGACCCGAACCCUCUAAAAAGACCCAAUACGACUAAACUGUUAUCUCUGAGUUUCCUAAAAUCAUCAAGGAAGAAGUCAUCAGUUAUACACAGCUCUUUAAAAGAUUUAUUGCUGCCAGUUGUUCCAUUGAAUACUGAGAGUCUAUCUCCUCCUGCUCCUCUUCAUGAUCAACCUCCUCCUCCUCCUCCUUCAAAUAACACUGCAGUAGCUUCAACUCCAGUUGAUCCUCCAUUCAGAGCACUAACACUAGAUGAACCAUGGCUCAUAUAACACACACAGUAGCUAUACAUACACACAUACAUGUACAUAUAUACACUGACAGAUAUAUUGUUUAUGUCUUUGGUCUGCCAUUGGGUGGAAGGUGCUCAUUUCUUAAGGUGCAAAUUAUGCAGUGAA
Molecule: messenger RNA, 1382 nt
Organism: Amphimedon queenslandica
Lineage: Eukaryota; Metazoa; Porifera; Demospongiae; Haplosclerida; Niphatidae
Product: STE20-related kinase adapter protein alpha-like
Exons: 14
Coding region: 99-1256 (385 amino acids)
Biological process (GO): protein phosphorylation; activation of protein kinase activity; protein export from nucleus
Cellular component (GO): serine/threonine protein kinase complex
Molecular function (GO): ATP binding; protein serine/threonine kinase activator activity; protein kinase activity
Source: RefSeq, a predicted model, not a curated record